Molecule: messenger RNA, 2878 nt
Organism: Daldinia vernicosa
Lineage: Eukaryota; Fungi; Ascomycota; Sordariomycetes; Xylariales; Hypoxylaceae
Product: TrkH-domain-containing protein
Exons: 4
Coding region: 452-2593 (713 amino acids)
Biological process (GO): potassium ion import across plasma membrane; intracellular potassium ion homeostasis
Cellular component (GO): plasma membrane
Molecular function (GO): high-affinity potassium ion transmembrane transporter activity
Source: RefSeq, a predicted model, not a curated record
CGCAAUUUGAUAUAACGGUAAGAGCAUUGCCGUUGUUUGCUUCCUACCUGUAUGUGCCUUCUUUUUGAUGUAUCUUAUCUCACAGUAAUAUCGUUCUAGCCCCUCUGCUGCUGGCCGGGAUAUGCUACCUAACCUAAUGUACUAAUAAGCUAAUCAGGACAUAAAUAUUCUCUCUUUCUCUUCUCUUCAUCUGCAGAAGGACAGAAUAAGAGCAGAAAAAAAAAAGGCCUCAUAAAGUCUAAUUGAGGCUGAAGCCUAUAAUAUCCGAUUGAAGAACAUAAUUUAAGAAUCUGUCAAUAUGUUGCUUAACUAAAGAAAUUUAUUUUCCGCUCGGCUAAGACCACUAGCACAAAGCCAAGUCGUUUUUCGCUGUCUUUAUUCACUAUUCCUGUUAUCCAAUUCGUUAGAAUUUUCCUUGGAAAAUUAUAGGACGACGACGGGGGGUUUGGCAAUGCGCAGCCUCCGAUCACUUCUACCACCAUUAAAUUUUAUCACUAUACAUUAUGUAUACUUUAUUAUUGUCCCUCUAAUAUCAUCUGUGGUGUUCUGGGGCUCGUCGAACCCCAGAUCCAGCAUCAGUUAUGUCGACAGUUUAUUCCUGGUCACCUCUGCCAUGACAGAGGCUGGCCUAAAUACUGUCAAUCUCAGUCAGAUGACCACUUGGCAGCAGGUACUUCUCUGGCUUUUGAUCAUCAUCGGCUCUUCCAUUUGGGUGUCCAUUUGGACUGUCUUGGUACGCAAACAUGCCUUCGAAGCGCGAUUCGAAGAGAUCGUGCGUAAGGAGCGUAAACGCAGUCUUCAGCGGCGGAAUACGAGUUUAAAUCUCCUCCCCAUCACACACCGGCUUAGGUCCUUGGGUAGGAGCAGGACAGUCCAGGACAGCGGUGAAGGAGGUCCUUUGGAGCAGCGCCCAGCCAUCAAUCUACCCGUCAUAUCCCGUCCAAGUGAUAGAAGAUUGGUCUCUGCUAUUGUACCUCCGCACCAGGAGUCUGUAGUCCAUACCGACGGUUCCUUCGCCCGCCCACACAGCGUGGCCACGGCAGAGGAUGUUGCGCCAGCUUCCGGCGCUGUAGGUACUGAAGAAGGAAAUACGGGGGCUUUAACCGCUACUGAUCACGUCCUUUUCGCCGACGAUCUUCGUUCUGGAGCUAGGUCGACGUCUAUCGCCCCUAGCGGUACCACUGCGCAAAGACACCUAUCCAGCACCGAUACGGCUGUUAAUCCUCACAGCUACCUAAAGGGAGAUAAAGUCGGGCGCAAUGGCCAAUUUCACGGCCUGACAAGAGAGGAACGCGAGGAGCUUGGUGGGACCGAAUACCGAGCUCUAAAACUUCUUUCUAUUGUCGUCCCGUUGUAUUUCUUUCUCUGGCAGUUUUUCGGAUGCAUCUCGCUCGGCGCGUGGAUUGCUAACAACUUGCCGGGACCUGCCUUGGAGAAUGCCAUUUCGCCCUGGUGGAAUGGCAUUUUCAACGGCGUAUCUGCUUUUAACAAUAGCGGCAUGAGCGUGUUAGAUGCAAACAUGAUUCCUUACGGAAGCUCGUAUUUCGUACUCAUCGUUAUGGGUGUAAUGAUUCUCGCUGGCAAUACAGCGUAUCCCGUCUUCCUACGAUUGAUUUUGUGGAGUAGCUUAAAGAUGUUGAAGUGGGCAACCUAUGACGAUGAUAUGGUAGAGUGGAAGGAGACGAUUGGGUAUAUUCUCAAAUACCCUCGUCGUGUCUAUACCAACCUUUUUCCAUCACGUCAGACCUACUGGCUUGUUUUCAUGCUCUUCGUGCUUAACGGUACUGAUUGGGUGGCAUUUGAGGUUCUCAAUCUUGGCAAUUCUACUCUUGAGCAAACCCCUCUCGGGUCUCGCAUUAUCGAUGGACUCUUUCAAGCCCUUGCUGUCCGUUCAGGUGGCUUUUACGUUGUAUCCAUCCCGACUCUGUUCAUUGGCCUCCAGGUGCUUUAUGUCAUCAUGAUGUAUAUUUCAGUGUAUCCCGUUGUGAUAACAAUGAGGCAUUCCAAUGUCUAUGAAGAACGAUCAUUAGGGAUCUACGGGGAAGAUCCGAUCUAUAACGAUGCUUUGACUCGUCCUGUCUCGCGCGGCCAGUCGAGUAGUAAGUCCCGGUCUCUGAGUCGGAUGGUCCGCGUCGCGUUUGCAGAAUGGUACGGAGUUGGGGCUGCGCCGAACCAGCUAGAAAGUCGGAUUAGCUUUAUCAGCCACCAAAUUCGUGGACAGCUCUCUCACGAUCUGUGGUGGCUUGUUUUGGCCGUCCUGGUGAUUAUGAUCAUCGAAACUAAGCAUUUCCUUGAGGACCCGAUCACCUAUUCGGUAUUCAACGUCGUCUUCGAAGUAGUCUCCGCUUACGGAUGCGUGGGCAUCAGCAUUGGAUCGCCAAACGAAGCAUACAGCUUCAGCGGUGGACUUUAUCCCGGGAGCAAGCUAGUCCUUUGCGCUGUUAUGAUAAGAGGUCGACACCGCGGCUUACCGGUUGCGCUUGAUCGCGCCGUUAGACUUCCUAGCGACGAUAUGCAUAUGGUCGAAGAGGAAGAUCAUCUUCGUAGGUCCAUGUCGGUAAGGCGACCGAGUCUUGACGACAUGGGGGUAUGAUUUGAUGGCCGCCACCGAUCAAUGUGGAUGUGGGUCCGCAGGUCGUUGCUCUGCCUUUUUGAGUGAAUAGCUGCUUCACCAAAGAUUCAACGUAGCAAGUUGGAUAUCUCUCACAUACUAUAGUAAUCUAGUAGUAGCGGGCUUCUACCCUCUCUAGGUUAAAUCAGUCAUAUCCAAUGUGAGUCCCGUAGCCUCCCGCAUCAUAUACCUCAUAAGCAGAAGCAAUUAUGUAGAAAAGAGAUUGAUGGCACCUCUAUAACUGGAUACGAAUUACAUUAUCCGAUC